Trichomonas vaginalis G3 is the source of this 486-nucleotide messenger RNA. RefSeq lists its product as uncharacterized. The record is from RefSeq and is a predicted model, not a curated record. The transcript has a single exon. NCBI's taxonomy places the organism in Eukaryota, Parabasalia, Trichomonadida, Trichomonadidae. The coding region runs from base 1 to 486 and encodes 161 amino acids.
AUGGCAAUUCUUUAUUUCCACCUCAAAGGAUUUAAGAUUUAUUCACAGAACAAUCACCACCAUCAUCACGAGAAGUAUUACUAUGUUAUUUAUAAUCACAAAUCUGGUAUUUGCUCCGAAAAGUUUCCUUUCCUUUACGGGAAACACCGAAUUAAUGAAUAUUUCCAUAUCAAACUAGACAACAAUAAACACACAUCAUUUACUAUAUACCUAUAUAAGAAAGGUCUUCUUAAAGACGAACUUGUUUCAAACUUAAGUUAUGAUAGUUCUAAACUUCCUUUUGAUGAAGUUAUUAAUGAAAAUAAACUUAUGAACAACACAAGUAAGAGCAGUCCACACAUUCUUUGCAGGAUUUCUAUCCACUUGUCUUCAAGUGGUUUAGACCCUUAUAACGCACCAGAAUAUAAUAUUGACAACACACCAAAAUACCUAGAUGCACUAGACCUUGAUGCAGGAAGUGAUUCAUAUUACGAAACUUUACUUUGA